GUGGCAGGAGGAGGAGGAAAAGGAGGAGGAGAAGGUCGAGAGCACGACUCGGCGCGCAGUGUCCAGCCGCAGGACGUCUCCACGGAGCUGCGCUGGAGUCUCGGGCCAUUCUUUCUGCCGACAGGUGCGCACGAGACUGAUGUGACAGGAGCUGGUACGGUCUGUGGUGCCUGGUUGGUGUGAUCACUGACACAUGAGGACUGUCCGCGUGGACUCGAGAAGAGCGCGUGCUCAGAUGCGAUGCCCCUGUAUGAUGUUUCCAUAGCAAGGUGUCAGCGGUGGGAUUAGUGGACACCUAAACCUGAAAAGUCGCUGAUGUUUGCAUGAACAGACGAUACACCAAGGAGCCUGAAAUUGAGAAAUCUGAGGACAGAAGAGGCUAAUUGGGGUUGGAGGGAAGGAGAGAGAAAGAGAGAGGGAGAAAGGAAACAAGGCCAGAGAAUGUGCAGAGAAGAUGAGAAGCCCCCUCAUCAUCAUGCAGUGACCUACUGAACAGGGGCUGCUGAACGACAUCACUCCUUCUAAGGUCACUGGAGUGGGAUGGUCAAGGGAAAGAAAGAAGGGAUGGCUUGAAGGAACGGGUGGGGAAGACAGAUGGUGAUCACACCUCAUCGAGGGUGGUAGUGGUGGCAUCAGUUGGGCACGUCUCCAGAUCUGCUGUGCCGCCAGCAUGUUAAGCUCCAUGAGCCACCGGGCCCGCUCUCUCCUCUCCCUCUCACUCACCACGCUCGCCCUCACCUUCUCCAUUUUGGCCUUCACCACCAGCUACUGGUGCGAGGGUACCCACAAGGUGGUCAAACCCUUGUGUCUGUCUCCAAUCAAGAUGAAGAACUGUGCAACCAACUACAGCGAUAUGUUGACCUCAUUGGCAGCCACUGGAUUUGGGCAAAUGACACUGGAAUCUGCAGAAAAUUCCAAUAAAACGAUGAUACAGCGACUGGAGGACAUCAAGCGGCAGGGGCAGCUGGCCAACGCGGUGCACUACAUCUGGGAGACGGGCGAGGAUAAGUUCACCUUUCGCUACUUCCACACCGGCUUUUGGCUGUCCUGUGAAAGACACCAUGAUGGAGAAAAAUGCCGCAGCUUCAUUGAGCUGACGCCAGCCUCGGAACAAGGGGUCCUCUGGCUCUCGGUCAUUUCGGAAUUCCUCUACAUCUCGCUGCUCUCCGUCGGCUUCCUUUUGAUGUGGCUGGAGGUGCUCUGCUCCCAGAAUAAGAUGAACCGACUGAAGAUCAACGCCUUUGCUGCCGUCUUCACCGUCCUCUCCGGCUUGCUGGGAAUGGUGGCUCACAUGAUGUACACAACCGUAUUCCAAGUGACCGUCAGCCUCGGACCUAAAGACUGGAGGCCACAGAGCUGGGACUAUGGGUGGUCAUUUGCAUUGGCCUGGCUGUCAUUCAGCUGCUGCAUGGCCGCCGCAGUCCUCACCCUGAACUCCUACACCAAGACGGCUCUGGAGCUCACGCACAGGCAGAGGCUGCGUAUUGAGGAAGGCAGGAGCAGCCACGUCCCUUCUUAUGAUGACAUCGUGUUGGCGGACGUGGAAGCUGGCACCGUGGCGCUGGGCGCCGUGUCACAGUCCAUAUACUCGGUCACUGCUCUGCUGCAGCACAAGGACACGCGGAGUGACAAUGGCAAAGCUGCGGCGGUGCGGCACCCUCCCCUCGAUGUCAAGCAAGCACCUCGCACGUGGGCCCCGCAGGGGGAGCGGCCCAUUGUAUUUACGGAGGUACCCAGAGUGCCAGCGGUGGAAUGUGAGGACUGCGAGCUUGAAAGAGAAAAGGAGAACGCGGCCGAGAAAGAACUACUGUGUUGAAACGUUGAGGGUGACGUGAGGCUAGGAAAAUCAAAAUGAGGUGGGACCGUAAGUCCGUGAAAACUCCUGGAAUGGGAUUCCAGAGCGAGACGGGAUGGACCGCUAGCACUGGUGUGGAACAAUUAGAGGCAUUAAAGUUCUUCUUCUUUACUAUUAAAGUUCUUGUGAAACUAGUCGCAAGGAGACCGGCAUUAAAACAAGGGCUUCUCUGAGGCCUAACUCGACUUCUGUCUAAUUUAUAUACAGUAGUGCCCUUCGCCAUCAGUUCUCAUCAGACUGUCAACAUCGGACCAACCAAACAGAAACACAAAUCCAGAAUGUGAUGAGCUUUGAGGAUAAAUCAAGAGAGGAAAACGAGGACUCUGGUGUAUUGGCAGUUAGGGAGAACAUUCACCUAACGUCACAAGGGAUGGGGACUGGCGGCUCUAUUGUAAUAUCACGUCACGUAAAGGGAGACAUUUUAAAGUUGGACCGGACAUGCAGAAGAACCCUGAAGAGAUAAGAUGGGUGGUCUACACUGUGGACCAGGUCUCACAUACCUGCUAGACAAUUCUUCCUGGCAUCAGCACCAGAAGCCCAAACGCUGUUGGCCACCACUCUGCUGUUUGGAUAGCAGUGACUGUUUAGAGUGUUAAGUGAAGACGAGAUAAACGAUUGUACAGAAUGUACCGUUGUGCUUGAAAGUUUGGGAACCCUUUCGAAGUUUCUAUAUUUCUACAUAAAU
This is a messenger RNA of Polypterus senegalus (gray bichir), 2540 nucleotides long. Its product is annotated as germ cell-specific gene 1-like protein. The coding region runs from base 671 to 1816 and encodes 381 amino acids. The record is from RefSeq and is a predicted model, not a curated record. NCBI's taxonomy places the organism in Eukaryota, Metazoa, Chordata, Cladistia, Polypteriformes, Polypteridae. Gene Ontology annotation, cellular component: plasma membrane. The transcript has 7 exons.